AUGGAGCUCCCUUCUCGUCCUCUUGGCCGUCAACACAGCAAGUCACAAUCAGCUUUUGCUUUUGACAACACUGCCACUAGUAUAGCUGCUAGUACUAUGAAGAAUGAGUUGAAUCAACUUACUGAGACUGUCAAAGAACCUGAGACCAAGAAGGCUUUCAAGAAGGAAAUGGACAAUUUCUUCAGCCUCUUUAACCGCUACUUGCAAGAGAGCGCUAAGGGUACUGAGAUUGACUGGGAUUUGGUCAAGUCCCCUAAACCCAAACAAGUUGUUGAGUAUGAUACUUUGAAUGACACUACUCUUACUCGCGACUAUUUGAACAAGCUUGCUGUCUUGAAGUUGAACGGUGGUUUGGGUACUACUAUGGGCUGCGUUGGUCCCAAAUCUAUCAUUGAAGUUCGUGAAGGAAACAGCUUUUUGGAUUUGUCCGUCCGUCAAAUCGAACACUUGAACAGAAAGUACAAUGUGAACGUCCCUUUUGUCUUGAUGAACUCUUUCAACACAGACGAGGCUACUGCUAAGCUUAUCAAGAAGUAUGAGGCUCACAAGAUUGAUAUUUUAACUUUUAACCAAUCUCGUUAUCCUCGUGUUCACAAGGAGACUUUGCUCCCUGUUGCUGACUCCAUUGAUUCUCCUAUCGAUCAAUGGUAUCCCCCUGGCCAUGGUGAUGUUUUCGAAGCUCUUUCCAACAGCGGUGUUGUUGACAAGCUCCUUGCUGAGGGUAAGGAAUACUUGUUUGUCAGCAACAUCGACAACUUGGGUGCUGUUGUGGAUUUGAACAUCCUAAACCACAUGGUUGAAACCAAGGCCGAAUACAUAAUGGAAUUGACCAACAAGACUAAAGCCGAUGUUAAGGGUGGUACCUUGAUUGACUAUGAUGGCAAAGUUCGUUUGCUCGAAAUUGCCCAAGUUCCUUCUCAACACGUCGAGGAAUUCAAGUCUAUCAAAAAGUUUAGGUACUUUAACACCAACAAUCUCUGGUUCCAUCUUCCUUCCGUGAAGCGCGUUGUUCAAAACCACGAGCUUUCUAUGGAAAUUAUCCCCAACAACAAGACUAUUAAGCACAAGGGCGAGAACAUUAACAUCGUUCAAUUGGAAACCGCUGCUGGUGCUGCUAUUCGCCAUUUCAAGAACGCUCACGGUGUAAACGUUCCCAGAAGACGUUUCUUGCCUGUUAAGACCUGCUCUGAUUUGCUCCUUGUUAAGUCUGAUCUCUACUCAAUCAAUCAUGGCCAAUUGGACAUGAACCCUCGUCGUUUCGGUGGCUCUGCUCCUCUUGUCAAAUUGGGUACUCACUUCAAGAAGGUUGCCGACUUCACCUCUCAUAUUCCUAGCAUUCCUAAGAUUUUGGAGUUGGACCAUCUUACUAUUACCGGUAACGUCAAUAUUGGUCGUAAUGUGACUCUUAAGGGUACUGUAAUUAUUGUCGCCAGUGACUCUAACACCAUUGACAUUCCUAAUGGCUCCGUCCUUGAAAACUGCGUUAUAACUGGUAAUCUUAACAUUCUCGAACAUUAA
Schizosaccharomyces osmophilus is the source of this 1518-nucleotide messenger RNA. It is a transcript of the gene fyu1, whose product is annotated as UTP-glucose-1-phosphate uridylyltransferase Fyu1. Gene Ontology annotation, cellular component: cytoplasm. Gene Ontology annotation, biological process: glycogen metabolic process; UDP-alpha-D-glucose metabolic process. The transcript has a single exon. Lineage: Eukaryota; Fungi; Ascomycota; Schizosaccharomycetes; Schizosaccharomycetales; Schizosaccharomycetaceae. The record is from RefSeq and is a predicted model, not a curated record. Gene Ontology annotation, molecular function: UTP:glucose-1-phosphate uridylyltransferase activity. Bases 1 to 1518 code for a protein of 505 amino acids.